UUUGAACAAAAUAUAUAUCUACUAACACGUAUUCAGUGGUGUAAUAGCGUGCGGCUAUCAAACAAAUCAAACAAUGAUUUCAAACCUAGCUAAAGGACGUAAAGAGGUUUCUUGAAAGUGUGCAGUAUUUCGGAAUGGGACGCGUCCAAAUGGAUUCUAGCCGCUCUUCUAAUCACGACACCGCAACAAGGAAAAAGUGGUAAGGAAGACCAGGAUACAACUAAAUUACGGUUGAAACAGCGCGUCAGACGAGGGGAAGAGGGAAGUGAAUCAAACCCGUGUCUCUUCACUGCUUAGUGCACUUCAUACCUGACCUGAGACCGCCGCAGGCUCCCACGGACACCAUGGUUCGUGCUCCUCUGAACAGAUGGGUCGCUUCAACUGAGCAGCAAUGACCAGUGAGCGGUAGACGAGCGUAUGCUGCGAGGCUCAUAGAGCUAUAACAAAUUCAGAGUUUCUAUUGUCUGAAAACCCUGUUGCCCUAGAAGAUGGGGCAUCCUCCUCUGGAGUUUAGUGACUGCUAUCUGGACAGCCCGGACUUCAGAGAGACUCUCAAGUGUUAUGAACUGGAGCUGGAGAGGACAAGCAAAUUUCUCAAAGAGUUGAUAAAAGAUGGCAACAGUGUGAUCACUGCAAUCAGAGGCUAUUCUUUGGCAAUACAGAAAUUCUCCCAGACUCUCAGUGUGUUCCAGUUCGACGUCAUCGGUGACUCCCUGACAGAUGAUGAGAUUAACAUCGCUCAGUCGUUCCAGGAGUUUGCCGGACUCCUGCAGGAAGUGGAGCACGACAGGAUGAUGCUGGUUCAGAACGCCUCCGAUCUGCUCAUCAAGCCGUUGGAGAAGUUCAGAAAGGAGCAAAUAGGAGUUACAAAAGAAAAGAAAAAGAAGUUCGAGAAAGAGAGUGAAAAAUAUCACUCUCAGGUGGACAAACACCUGAAUCUUUCUACCAAGAAGAAAGAGAGUCAACUUCAAGAGGCUGAUGAACUCCUUGACAAAGAGCGAGUGAACUUCUAUGAAUCGUCGGUGGAUUAUGUGUACCAGAUCCAUCAGGUGCAGGUCAAGAAGAAGUUUGAUGUGGUGGAGCCGGUGCUGGCCUUUCUUCACAGCGUUCUAACGCUCAACAACCUGACAGUGGAGAUGACUCAGGACUUUAUGCCUUACAAGCAAGAACUGCAGCUCAGCUUGCAGAACACAAGAAACCACUACGAGAGCACAAGCGAGGAGAUGGAGGAGCUGAUGAAAAGAAUGAAACACCCAUCCCAGAUCUGUAAAAUGCACAGUUUUCUGCCCAUGGAGGGUUAUCUGUACUGUCAGGAGAAGUGGGCUUUGGGAGUGUCAUGGGUCAAAUAUUAUUGCAAGUAUCACAAGGAGGGGAGACAGCUGGUCAUGGUGCCUUGUGAACAGAAGCCUACGACUAAACAGGGCACCACGCAGCUGACACUGAAAUCCUGCAUCCGCCGGAAGACAGAGUCCAUAGACAAGCGCUUUUGCUUUGACAUGGAAACUAUCGAGAGAAACACACCCGUCACUUUCCAAGCUCUUUCAGAGGGAGACAGGAAGUUGUGGAUGGAGGCCAUGGAUGGAAAAGAACCUAUCUAUCAUUCCCCAAUUCACAAGCAAGCGGAAAUGGAACUGAAUGAAAUUGGAUUCAAGUUUGUGCGAAAGUGCAUCAACUACAUCGAAACAAAAGGAGCCUCACAAGAAGGAGUGUACAGAACAGUUGGCAGCAACAUCCAAGUGCAGAAACUUAUAAAUACCUUCUUUGACCCAACAAACCCAGGAGAUGUUGAUCUCCAAAGCAGCGACAUUGAUGUUAAAACCAUCACAAGUGCACUGAAGUUUUAUCUGAGGAGUUUGUCUGAACCUAUGAUGACCUACAAUUUACACAGAGACCUCAUGUGUGCUGCAAAGUCCGAUAAUCUGGACUUUCGACUGAGUGAGAUUCAUUCUCUUUCCUACAAACUACCAGAGAAGAAUCGGGAGAUGUUGGAGAUGCUUAUCAAACACUUGGUCAAUGUGUGCAGUCACAGUGAAGAAAAUCGGAUGACCCCCUCGAACAUGGCUGUCAUCUUUGGACCCACACUGAUGAGAGCAAAGGAGGAGACGGUGGCGGCCAUGUUGGAUAUCAAGUUCCAAAAUAUUGUCGUUGAAAUUCUGAUUGAGGAUUGCAAAAAGAUCUUCAGUUAUAUGCCAGAGGACAGCACUGCCCCACCUGUCCCUCCUCCGCGCAUCACCCCGAGAAAGCGGCAACCCAUCACAAUUUCCAAGCGGCCACCUCGUGUUUAUCAACCUCUUAGUAACGACCUCUUACGCACAGAGAAUGGCCAGAACGACAGCUACGUUGCGGCUGGGGAAGUGUCCACAAACCCUGUUCCCCUGCAGCGUACAAAACCUCUUAGCUGUGCGCCACUUGUUCCAAGAGAACCUCCUCCAAGACUAGCACUGAUGCCCAGGCCAGCUAACCGUCUGGACAAACAUUCAGACUCUGAUGCUGGAAAGAUAGACGAUACAAGGCAAAGGCUAGAUUUUUCUUCAGCGGCAAAUGGGGAGUCUGGAGUCUAUGUGAGCAGAGUGCCAUCCUUCCAGGGCAGAAAACCUAAAGGCACACCAGGCAACAGAGAAGGAGAUUCUGAUGGUCUGACCAGAACGAGGUCCACAGAGAAACAUGCCAUUUGUAGACCCCCUGUCAGGCCUCCUGAGCCCCCCUCCAGAUACCCCGUUCUACAAAAGACCCCGGUUGUAGCCAGCGCCGAGGGCACGGCCACAUCCUAUGUUGCCUCUAAAACAAAGUUUUUUGAGAAUGCCUCCAGGCACGUCGGCAGCCCACCAGCUUCUCCGUCCUCAUCAACGGGGACAAAUGGGAAAAAAGAGAAUUAAAGUUGACGAGACGUGGACCACAUCAUGUGACCUCUACAUGUGCUGUUGGGUGCUGAUCGAGCUGGAGGGAGUCACCGUCAACGAAGUCAUCUUAUUAGAUGAACUGAAGAAGUGACUCUCGAUAGAACUCAAUGGAUCUAUUUGAUCUUUACUAGAAGAAAUGGUGUUGUACAUCAACGCAGUAAGAAGUGGACUUUUGAAUGAGCUGGCAAAGUAAUCGUCUCAGUGUUUGAUUAUUAUUCCAAAGUUAGGGUGGAGGAACAUUACUGUUUUCCCCUUGUUUCAUGCCAAUUGACAAUUUUGUCCUAUAAUAAUAUUUACAAUAUUAAGUCAUUUUACAGUGUUAAAAAGUUUAAGCAGCCAAUUUUAAUGCAGGAAACUAACGGCCAUAACUGAUUACAGCUUACUUAGACUAAUUGAGUAAAUAGGUUUAAUCAUUAUUCAUUUGAAAAUGUGAAAUAUUAGUCUUAAUAUUAACUUCUAGAUUGUAUAAAAAGGGACCAUGUGGUCCGUCAGAGAGCUUGAUGAGCAAGCUAUUUUAGUUAGUUGGUUCAAAACGUUUAAUCAUGUAUUCAGCCAAAACACGUCAUUCAGCCAUAAGUCACUUUUUAAGAGGCAUUACAAAAAAAGUAUUUUGCUACACACUGUCAGACUUUUUUCCAGUUAGUGUUGAUUGAAUUUCAAUCAUGAAUAUAAUGCUAGUGUUAGUUUAAUGGGGAACAGAUUUACUAGUGUGCAUUCACCUCACUUCUGACCUUAUGUCGGUAGGUCAGGUUUCACAGGAGAGUCCUUGAAUGUUACCUACAUUUGUUGCACCUCAAAUAAGUUGGGGAUAAAAAAAGGAGGUAAAAUAAGAUUUAAAAGUUAUUGUUACAAUAUGUGAAAAUAACACUCCAGUGUUUUAUUUCUUUGCUCUGGUUGCUUUGCUUAUGUUAAUUUUACUCUUUUUUUUUUUGUUGAUAAUCCAACUUGAACAUUAUGUCCUGUUGAAAAAUAAAAAUGAAAAGAUCUAAA
This is a messenger RNA of Cottoperca gobio, 3890 nucleotides long. It is a transcript of the gene ophn1, whose product is annotated as oligophrenin 1. The record is from RefSeq and is a predicted model, not a curated record. The transcript has 24 exons. Gene Ontology annotation, molecular function: GTPase activator activity; protein binding. Lineage: Eukaryota; Metazoa; Chordata; Actinopteri; Perciformes; Bovichtidae. Gene Ontology annotation, biological process: signal transduction. Gene Ontology annotation, cellular component: cytoplasm. Bases 489 to 2876 code for a protein of 795 amino acids.